Messenger RNA from Phialemonium atrogriseum, 3757 nucleotides. RefSeq lists its product as uncharacterized. The annotation marks the transcript as partial. NCBI's taxonomy places the organism in Eukaryota, Fungi, Ascomycota, Sordariomycetes, Cephalothecales, Cephalothecaceae. The record is from RefSeq and is a predicted model, not a curated record. The transcript has 7 exons. Gene Ontology annotation, molecular function: protein binding.
GAUGGAUCCAAGGUCCCCCCAAGGCGUCGGUAAAUCCUGGGCCCGCUGCCGAUGUGCUAUUUCCUCGGCUUUCUCUUCGACAGAGGAACGCCUCAAGUGCUCUAGACUGUGUAUUUUGAGAUUCGAUCUGUAUUCUGAACGCCAAUACUCCCCCGUACCGCUCCUCAAUCCUCUCGUGAUGGCCUCUCCAGACUCCUUGCAGCAAGUCUUCGACGCUGCCAAGCGUGAAUUCGAAGAAGGGCUUCCUUCGAACACGGCGUUCCGCGAUAUCCUUGCCAUAACCAGCGUCAAACAAGUGUGGGACGCCACAGAUAAGCUGCAGCGCGAGCAGCGCCAUCUUCGCCACUUGGAACGAGUCAAGCCAUUUCUCGAUCGACUUAGCAGCUAUGAGGCUGUCAUCAGCAUUUUCAUCCAGGUGAAACCCGAAGUUUUGGCUCUAGUUUGGGGCCCGGUAAGGCUUCUCCUUUUGUGGGCCAGCGAAUGGCAGCAGGGAUUCGACGCUAUCGUCAAGACGAUAGAGAGAAUUGGGGAGCUGCUUCCGCAAUUUCCGCUCGAGCAUUUUCUUAACAAGGAAUCAAUCAAGGGCGUGCUGGGGCUCUUUUACAGGGACAUUCUUGACUUCUACUUGGAAACUUUGAAGUUCUUCAGCCUGCCACGCCGCAAGAUCAUGUUCGAGACGCUCUGGCCGAAGCGUAAAGAGAGAAUCAAAGUAGUCGAGGCCAACAUAGAGAGACACGCGCGACUCUUGGGAGAGAAUAUCACCUUUGAACACAUCAGGCGGGAGGAAGAGGCUAGAAUCAAGUCGUUUGCAGAAAUCCGAGAGUCCGAAGUGUUUCGGGGAAAGCAGAAGUUUCAAGCAUUGGAGACCGCCAUCUGCCCGCAGAUGUACGAUGACAGAUUGGAUUGGUUGCGAAGGCGCGCCUGUCCGGGAACCGAAAGGUGGCUUGCGAGAGACCAGGUGUUCAGUCAAUGGAUGGACAUGGGUUCUCAGUUGACGAGAUUGCUUUGGCUGCAGGGAAUUCCAGGUGCCGGGAAGACGUUUCUUGCCUGCUGGGUCGUCACCAAGGCAAAGGAAAAGGGUCGCACUCUGUAUGCAUUUCCAAGCCAUGUCCGUGCCGACACCACUGCCAUAUCGAUUAUCCAUACCCUGCUGUUUCAGUUGGCCUCAGACGACAGCGAUCUACAGGCCCUCCUGACGGACACCAACAAACGAGAUCUGAAGAGCAAUGUGGACGUUGCCAAAGACCUCCUUACAACUGCACUCAAGUGUGCAGGCGGGACGUUCAUGGUCAUAGAUGGCCUGGACGAAGUUGAAGAGUUCGAACGAAAGCAGUUCCUGUACUCGCUCCUGGACGUUUCGAAAGCCUGCAGAGACUCGGGGCUGAAGAUCUGCAUCAGUAGCAGAGCAGAGAAUGAUAUGGUCAAGAUACUGCAAUCGAAGGCAACACAAAUUCGAGUUGAUCGCAGAAAUGCUGUGGGGAUUCAGACCUAUGUCAACAGCAGGUUUGACCAGUGGAUGGCGAGUACCGAUUUCCUAGCUGAACGGCAAAGUGAGAUUAACGCUCUGCUGUCUCCUAUUUCUACAAAAGCUAAAGGAAUGUUUUUGUAUGCUCGGAUCGUCAUAGACAACGUGGUCGAUUUGAACAAUAUCGACGAUAUCAGAAGGGAGCUGAGGGCACUCCCUGAAGACCUUGACGCUGCGUAUGAGCGAGCUCUAUCACGAAUUGAUGGACUAUCCACUAGAAACCGAGACACGGUGAAAAGGAUCCUUGGAUGGAUUGGUUGUUCUCCCGUUCCACUCACGCUAUACGAGCUUGAGCAAGCCAUACUAGUGAGCGUCGAGGCUUGUGACGACGCACCCGUCGUUGACAGCUCAUUGAAUAUCGUCAAGCUCUGCGGUCCGAUUGUCGAAGUUGUGGAUGAGACACCACAGUUUGUCCACUUCACAGUGAAAGAAUACAUCUUCAACCAUCGAACGAAGUCCGUCAGCGUGUGUGAGUCCACGAUGGAUCUUUUGGUCGUCUGUUUGACGUAUCUCUGCUAUAACGCACUUGGAGAAGAGCUCGACGAAGACCAACUUCGGGAGAACCUUCUCGCGGGGAAAUAUCGACUUCAAGCAUUUGCGUCUUCCACAUGGUUCACUCUGGUCAAGCGGUAUAUCCAGUUGACACAAGAUGAAAAUCACCUUGUUGUCAUCAACGGGUUGCUGGAAAACCUCUUUUCCGAGCUGGGGAAUCCGAGAUUCCGAAAUGACAUCGAUGAAGACACUGGGUCCAGCAGGAGGCCUUACCAGCCAGGACACUCACCAUGGCCAGAAGCUCCCGAAUUCGUUUCUCAGACCCUUCUGUUUUACAAGGACCGUCCCAAAGAUCUGUGGACAUCAGACAAUGCUCAAACUUGGACAUGUCUAGAUCCGUUGACUGUUUCAGACUCCUGUGCCAGGGUCGAGGCCCACUACAACAGUCUACUUUGUCACGAGAUCAAGAACCAACCAACGCACAAAAAAGAUUGUGUAUGUGCGAAGUUGCAACGACACUACGGGAAGUACCUAUUUAAAUGCCACUUCUUCUCAUGUCCAUUCCGCCGUGAUGGGUUCGAGACAGACACGGAAUGUGGAAACCACAUGACGAAUCACAGCAGGCCGUGGAAGUGCUCGGUGAAAUCCUGCGACUUCUCCAUUAUUGGUUUUCCAUCUUGUGCUAGCUUAGAGCAGCAUCGACAGAGGCUUCACAGGGUGGUACGCGAGAGUGCCUUCAUCCAGCCUUCGGAGUCGGACGAUGAGGCGUUAUACACCCUUAUAUACGGCCUGCUGAGCGAUGGUGAUAUCGAUGAGCUUGAGGCAAUUUGGCCAGCCUGUCGUCAAAAGGUGAACCAAUUUACCGAAGCCGAACUCAUCAAGAUGGCAGCUGGACAAGGGUCCUUGCAAAUUACCCAGCUGUUCCUUGAAUGGGACGACCAAAAACAAGAGCCUCGAAACGCCGAAGUCAAGUUCGGCGUCGUAAUUCACGAUGCCGUUCAAAGCGGCAACCUGGAGCUCACUAGGUGGAUCCUGGAGAAGGGCACUGCAUGGGGCUGCAAGAGAUCUGGGCGAUACCGCGAUGUGGUCGUCGCGGUCCUCAAGUCGGAUUCCGGCGAGGUCUUCGAUAUUUGGGAAAAUAUUGUCAAAUCUACCGAGAACUACAACGCCCACCUUGCGCAGGAAUUGUUUGAGAAGACUGUUCUCAACACAGCGAAGAGAUUUCCAGAGCAAGAAAUGCGCAUGGUCGAGAGCUGGCGGCUGCUCUCCGGGAUGGGUAGAGUAAAGCCGCCUGACCUGGGUCGGGCUCUGACGAUGGUCGCACAGACGACUUGCUCUGUUGAACAGGCGAAGGUGCUGCUUGAGCUAGGGGCGCCAAUUGACUACCCUCAAUCGGAAAACAGUAGAGGAUAUACGGCACUCCACUGGGCCAGCAAGAAGACUUCGGAAGAGGCAGCUCACUUGAUGAAGUUCUUGCUCUUUGAAGGGGCCAAGGCAAACACUCGGUUCGGCAGCGCCAGGCCGGAAAAGGAGGAAGGGGCACGGAAGAUCGAGACGUGGCUGGGCUUGACCUGGGAUAAGCUUGCGGAAUCGGCGGGUAGGGGACGGGGCCGGCAAGGCAGUCGGUCCAGCAUCGGUUCCAUCAGCGACCAAGAUGAAUGAGCGGUUGAAUCAAGCUGCCACGAUUUACCUCGAUGGCUAAUUAAUAACAUAACGGUGCCUGCGAAUAUUGAAGAUGCC